Miniopterus natalensis is the source of this 3949-nucleotide messenger RNA. It is a transcript of the gene METTL14, whose product is annotated as methyltransferase 14, N6-adenosine-methyltransferase non-catalytic subunit. Gene Ontology annotation, cellular component: nucleus; RNA N6-methyladenosine methyltransferase complex. Gene Ontology annotation, molecular function: mRNA binding. The record is from RefSeq and is a predicted model, not a curated record. NCBI's taxonomy places the organism in Eukaryota, Metazoa, Chordata, Mammalia, Chiroptera, Miniopteridae. Gene Ontology annotation, biological process: mRNA modification.
ACCAGCCGUCCGAAGCUCCAGGCAGUUCUUGUGUUUCGCGGACUCUGAGGAAAAAUCGGGCGGAGAUUCCUCCGCUGAUUGCCAGGCCUCCGGGGCAGAGGAAACCGAGACUCCCAGACAUGGACAGCCGCCUGCAAGAGAUUCGGGAGCGGCAGAAGCUACGGCGACAGCUCCUCGCCCAGCAGUUGGGAGCCGAAAGUGCGGACAGCAUUGGUGCUGUGUUAAAUAGCAAAGAGGAGCAGAGAGAGAUUGCUGAAACAAGGGAGACCUGCAGAGCUUCCUACGACACCUCUGCUCCAAAUGCAAAACGUAAGUAUCAGGAUGAAGGAGAGACAGAUGAAGACAAAAUGGAAGAAUAUAAGGAUGAGCCGGAGAUGCAGCAGGAGGACGAGAAUCUGCCGUACGAGGAGGAGAUUUACAAAGACUCCAGUACUUUUCUGAAGGGAACACAGAGUUUGAAUCCCCAUAAUGAUUACUGCCAGCAUUUUGUAGACACCGGACAUAGACCUCAGAAUUUCAUCAGGGAUGUAGGUUUGGCUGACAGAUUUGAAGAAUACCCCAAGCUGCGGGAGCUCAUCAGGCUGAAGGACGAGCUAAUAGCGAAAUCUAACACUCCUCCUAUGUACUUACAGGCAGAUAUCGAAGCCUUUGACAUCAGAGAGCUCACCCCCAAAUUCGAUGUGAUUCUUCUGGAGCCCCCUCUGGAAGAGUAUUACAGAGAGACUGGCAUCACUGCUAACGAGAAGUGCUGGACCUGGGACGAUAUUAUGAAGCUGGAGAUAGAUGAGAUUGCAGCACCCCGGUCGUUCAUCUUCCUCUGGUGUGGUUCCGGGGAGGGCCUGGAUCUUGGAAGAGUGUGUUUACGCAAGUGGGGUUACAGAAGAUGUGAAGAUAUUUGUUGGAUUAAAACCAAUAAAAACAAUCCUGGGAAGACUAAGACUUUAGAUCCAAAGGCUGUCUUCCAGAGAACAAAGGAACAUUGCCUCAUGGGGAUCAAAGGGACUGUGAAGCGGAGCACAGACGGGGACUUCAUUCACGCCAAUGUUGACAUUGACCUGAUCAUCACAGAGGAACCUGAAAUUGGCAAUAUAGAAAAGCCCGUGGAAAUUUUCCACAUCAUUGAACAUUUCUGUCUUGGCAGAAGACGCCUUCAUCUGUUUGGAAGAGAUAGUACCAUUCGACCAGAUCGUCCAGGAGCUGUUGUGUUGAAUGAAGAGAUGCGUAAAUGAGUGAAUGAUCCUGCAGAAAAUACCGUUCAUCAUGAAAUGCAGGUCUUGGCUUUUUUAGAACUAAAACACCUGGCUUAUUUCCUUACGUGUACAGUGGUGGUAUCUUUUCAAAACUUUACUAAUUCAGUGCAAUGUGGGUUCACUACUGAAAAGAUGAGAAAAAUGUGGCCCUUAUAAACUAGGGCUUUUUAGAGGGCACAGCUUUUAUUUAUAGUAUAUUUCGUUUCCUUUAUUUCUCCAAGUGUGACAGUAACUGUUUAAGAACACUGUCACCUCAGUCCACGGCACAGAAAGUCAGUCUGGGGGGGCCUUCCCAGGUUAGAAGUACUGUUUGAAGAUGGAAGGAGCCAGAAUCUUGUGUGUUUAAAACAGUCUCCACUUUAUAAAUAGUAAGCAAAGUUGAAGAAGUUACAGGAGAAUAGUUGGCCUUAGAGUUUCCUGAUCUGUUUGGGCCUAACUUAGCGUCUUACCAUUCACGUGACCUGUUCUGGGUUCCUCCUUUCUCUUGCUUCGGGCCUAAUGAAGAGGGCUGUAAGCUUUGGGGUGUGGCCAUGCCUCCGUAUUGAUCGUCCAGGCUAUGGCUCUAGUGCUUGGGGAAACAGGAACAGAUUUUCUCUUCCAUCAUUGGCCACACAGUAGCUCCCGAAUCUGGGAACACUCUCCAGUGGCAACUGCUGUUUCACGGAAGUAAGAACUUGAGAGUUUUUGAAGAGUAAAGGCAAAGACCAUAUAGAUGGUAAUCUUUUAAUCGAAAAAUCAGUGAACAGCAUGAAAGGAAAUUUUAGGAAAAAAAGCUUCAUUCUCACCACCUCCAAGGAUUAUUUCCAUUUUUACAUACUUUCCAAUCCUGUGUAUACAGAGUUUUACAUAGUCGUAGUCAUCAUUUUGUGCUUUUCUCAGUAUUAAGUCUGUUGUCAAGUCUGUUUCUGCAUUUUAAAUAACUGUCAUUUUAGUGGCUUUAUAGCAUUAGGCAGAGAGAACAGAUCAUCAUCAGGUCACAGGUAUUGGCAUAAGCAGCACGGAGGUCUUUGCUUAGUGCCAGUUUUUAGUCAUGACACUCCGUGGGUUCUCCUCCCUGGAGUUGUGGCCUCUUACCCACGUCACUACCUACAUUCUCUCUCCUGCGAUGUCUCUCCACCUCUGUCCACCAGCUGAACAAAUCUCAGAGGCACAAGUUUUACUUUUUGCUUGAAAACUACCAUCUGAUUCUUUACUGUUGCCUGUUCUUGCAAAAAGUUAUUUUAGUGUUAGCUCAGUAAGUCAGAACUAGGAAGGAAAAUCUGCUGGGGGAGUUACGUGCAGAAAGGGCUUAACCACAUAAACGACAGUAGGAGCACCUGAGAGACUGCUCAGGGGGCCUCACUUGAUUGGGGCUAAAUCCUCACUUGUUCCUCAGGAGGUAGUCUGGGCAGGUCUGGCGUAUUUUAAGGGGUGGAAAGUGCUGGGUCAGCACAUGGGGGGGGCUGUUCUGCCUCCUCAGGCCCCUUUAGAACAUGGAACAAAACGCCCACAGUGACGAGUUUGCAGGUGGGAGGGAGGCAGAGCCCCUCGCACUUCACUCUGCAAAGACUUGCAUGUGUGGCCACGGGAGAGGAGAUGUGGCCUGGAAGAGAGAGUAUUAGCUCUUGUUAAACUUCCACGCUUUCUCCUUACCCGACUCAUGUGUGGUCUCUAACAACACUGACCUUCCCUUGACCAGCUUGGAGGGAGCCAGUGACACUGGGCUCAGCUGCCCUGAGACCACCUUAGCUGGGGGCUCUGAUCUGAGGGCCCCUCCCUGCUCACCAAGGUGUCUGCUAAUGGCAUAGAGGGAGCGCAGUGUUUUACCUGGUAUUUUUUUCUUUAAAUAGUACAAAUCUCACUGUAUCUGUGCACUGAGAUACUAAUGGUGUGUUUUUUUUAAAGGAACAAAAAUGGCUACUACAUUUUGGAAUGUGUGUUAUUUUAUUAUGUAUCUAAUCUGAGAAAUAACCUUGAGGGUGAUGGGGCAGAUGCAGAACCUAAUUCUUAGGGAUCACCUGCCUUGCCCUUGCGGGAUCCCGUGUCCCCUGUAGCACUCAGAGGUAGGUUCCCAGUCCCCAGAAACCAUCAGCUGUAGGAGUCACCACACCUGGGAACCCAAAAGCAUGGCAGCCAUUGGGCACGUGCAGUUCACUGUAAGUCUUGCAUUCCAGGGCUUUCACCGGUGAGGGCUGCCUGUGGUGGAAGCAGAGCUGUGCGCAGUGUGGCCACAGCCUCUGGCCCCAGGACUGCCGUGGGGACUGGGCAGUGAGGGACCCGCUGGUGGAAGCAGAGCUGUGCGCAGUGUGGCCACAGGCCUCUGGCCCCAGGACUGUGCCGUGGGGACUGGGCAGUGAGGGACCCGCUGGUGGAAGCAGAGCUGUGCGCAGUGUGGCCACAGGCCUCUGGCCCCAGGACUGCGGUGGGGACUCGGAGAGAGAGGUUGCCUUCAUUUCACUGGAGGUGCUCCUUGAGCUGCGUGUUGAGGGGACUGUCAGCCAGCGGACGGGAGAGAAAAGGGGCUGCGGUGGAGCUGAGCACGGGCAGGCGCUGUGGGGUCGCUGCUUCCUCAGGGCGCUGUCCUGGACCCAGACUGGAAAGCUGGGUCAGCCUCCUUGGAACAGGCCUUGAGGCCACUGGGAUCGUGGGAAAGCCCAGGAGGCGCCCCGAGAGGCGACAGCCCGAGCUUGCUGCAGGCUCCGGCUCUCAGGGGCGGGCUG